CACCGCGGGAACGUGGUAAACUAUGGCUUUGGCGUAGUAAAACUUAGGGAGAAAGUCAAACCGUCGAUGCCCGUGGUAGACAAAGAUGCCGCCGACACCGAAUACCCUAACUCGGAGGAGCAACCUUGCUGCUCCAAAGACGUCAUCGUAGCUCCCAGGCAGCUACCCAAUGACACGCAAGUGCAGCAGAAGUCAUCGGAGGUUGGCACAGAGCUACACGUAGCAUACAAAGCUCCAACAACGCCUCCAAAAACAGCAACAACAACAUGCCCGACCCUACAACAGGUGCUGGAAGAAGCCCAAAAAGGCGUUGGACCCAUCGCAUCCCCAAAGCCUGCAAAACGGCCACCACUACGUGGCAGCUCCAAAGCGGCUAUGUCCAGCCGCAAAGGCAAGGGAGAUGCAAGGACGGCCGAAGAAGCGGUCUUGCUGAAGGGCAACAGGGGGAAGAAGGUGGCUGCUCGCGGCCGAAAAGACCGCAAGUAAUGGCACCUCACCCCAAAAACCCUACAAAUCUGAGGCACAUUAAAUGCCUCCAAGUGAACCUUCACCACGCGAAAGCAGCAUCAGAUGUUUUACAUAGGAGGUUCACAAACGAAGGCUUAGGUGUAGCCUUCAUCCAGGAACCCUGGAUAUUAAGAGGUGACGUCAAAGGCCUUAAUAUAAAGGACGUUCAUUACGGCAGAUCUCGUUGCGGUAUGGGC
This is a messenger RNA of Rhagoletis pomonella (apple maggot), 704 nucleotides long. RefSeq lists its product as uncharacterized. NCBI's taxonomy places the organism in Eukaryota, Metazoa, Arthropoda, Insecta, Diptera, Tephritidae. Bases 67 to 486 code for a protein of 139 amino acids. The record is from RefSeq and is a predicted model, not a curated record. The transcript has 2 exons.